Messenger RNA from Trichoderma reesei QM6a, 3210 nucleotides. RefSeq lists its product as uncharacterized. The transcript has 4 exons. The coding region runs from base 1 to 3210 and encodes 1069 amino acids. NCBI's taxonomy places the organism in Eukaryota, Fungi, Ascomycota, Sordariomycetes, Hypocreales, Hypocreaceae. The record is from RefSeq and is a predicted model, not a curated record.
AUGGAGAACAAGAAGGUCGACGACCCUGGCGCCCUGGCCUUACGGCGUCUGGUCCGAAGCCCAACCGGCGGCCGUUUGGGUCCCAGGCGGUCGUCGACAAUUGUCUCCUUCAGCAGCAGCAGGAGCAGCAGCUCAGCUUCUUCAGUCACUUCAACAGUCGACGCCGAGAUGCCAGCUUCAUGUGUGUUCAUCGUGUGGGCGGCCGUCAAGCGCAAUGCCUGCCAGAAGAUGACCCCCGAGGAGCGGCGCGAGUGUCCCCUACUGCGCUGCCGCAAGAGGUUCCCCAACCACGAGCUCAUGCUCCAGCACCUGUACUCGUGCGAUCACCUCGCCGGCGGCGAGUACUGGUGCUAUGACUGCGAGAGGCCCGAGCAGCUCAGCGAUGUCAAGUGCAGGCGCUGUCUGGGUCAUCCGUCCAAGAGGAGGAAGAUUAUGACCAUGGCCAAGAGCUUCUUCAGCUCGCUGGGCCACAAGCCCAAGUCCCACGGCCUGGCUCUGUCCAUGGGCAUGGGCUUGGGGGGCAUGGGCAGUGUUGGAGACGGUGGCAUCGGACAAGGCAGCAGCAGCAGCAGCGGCGGCGGCGGCAACAACAACAACAGCGACAACGCUGGCGGGGGCAUGGACGAGCCUCCAAGCUACGACUCGGUCCUCUUCACGCCGCCGCCCCCACCCCAGGCCGAACUCUUCUCGACCGAGAUACACGAGAUCGGGUCGAGUGAGGUGCUGCUCCCCACUAUCCCGGAGUGUGAGACCGAGACAGAGCCCAUCCAAGCAGUACCCGCCCCUAGAAUGAUCCCCUGUCUCCCCCCAUCCACAUUCCCCAUCUCACCACCAGGCUCCCACCCGGGAGCCGUGCCGCUGCCAUCGACCAUGGAGGCAGGUUUCAUAAAUUGGAGGCCGUCACCACCAUCCCCCCAGACCGUGGCGCCUCAAAGCCUCAUGAAGCCCGCCACAGCGCGGUUGGUCGAUCGCCCAACCCUCCAGGUCAAUACCCACCUGGACCACUACCGCGGCCAGGCAAGUCGACGCAGCAAGGCCCUGGCCCCGAGCUCCUCCGUUCGGUCCACCAGCAGCACCGACAGCACCGACAGCACCGAUAGCACAGCCAGCUACAACAUCUCGCCCAUGUCUGGCUGGUCCAGCGGGUGGACAAAGACGUCCGGCUUCGAGUCUGCCUUGACGUCGCCCGACGACCUCAUCAGUCCUCAGAGCCUCCUGCCCACCGGUCCCUUUGUCAGUUGUGGCCACACUCACACUACUACUAAUACGGCGGACGCGUCGUCGUCCUCGAUGAGGCCAGUCCCUUUUAGCGACUCCGAAUUUCAAAACAUGGUUGCCAACUCGUGCCCGUCUGAGCUGCCCGCCGACAUCCCCAUGUUUGAUGACCUGCCCACCACCAUGGACCCUCAAAAGACGCAGGCGCCCAUGGGCUUGGACCACUCCGCCUUCUCCUUCAACACCAAUCUCCCGUUCCAGCUGUCACUGGAGCACCAGCUACCGCCAACCAAUACCGUCGAUGACCUCAGCCUACAUGCAUUACCACCUCCACCUCACCAGCCACCACCGGCGCCGUCAUCCGGUCAUCCUCAUCCACUGCAGUCUGCCGAUGAUACAGAGUCUAGCAUGAUGCAGCAUGUCGGCUCCUCCAGCCUCACCACCACUACGCAGACUUUAGCCAGAUCAGCCCUGGACGCUCUCCAGAUGCACAUUGCCGAGUCGAGGAGCAAGCUUGACGACAUCAACGAGAACCGCCUCAUGGUACAGCUCUGCCAGAUGCCUCUGUCGUCCGUCGCAACAGCCGGCUUGGAAACCAUGGUUGACCUACUAGAGGGUCGCCAGGCGUCGUCUCCUCUGCACCUCCUCUGUUUCGUCCACAUCGUCUUCUCCCUGUCUCUGGUCAUUCACGAACAAGAAGCCUCCAAGCACGUUGGCGCUCUUUUCAAGCAAGCGUUACUGUACAGCGACUGGUUCACGGGCGACGAUAAGAUGCUCUACUUUGAAGUCGUUUAUACCUUGUGGAAGCCCAGCGCCGUCCGCGACGAGGAGAUUAUCGAGCUACUCAAGCCAACAGAGGCUGCCAUGUCCAAGGGCAAGCAGCCCGAGCGCUCACUGCCCGAAUUGAGGUCCGACCCGCUGAUACUGAUAGCUGCUCACUUCUUAGAUGAGCUCGAGUACAUGGCACUUAUCGACAGUAAUUACAUGGGACAGCCAUUUGACUCUUCCCUGCAGCACUCAAAGGAUAGCGUCGGGGCGACCCACGAUUCACCUUUUGCCAUUGCAGCCCGGUUCAUGAUUGAAAGCAUCUUUGCUCAUCAGUACUCCCAUUUCCCCGGGUUCGAACUCGGCAUGGAGAAAAUCAUUGGCCAGCUCAACUCUGGAACAGUGACAAGCGUACGACGGCUGGAGCUGGAGCUGAUGCAAGCUGGAAAGACAUACUUGCCUUCAGAUAUAUUCUUUGGCGACUUUGUCGAGGUGGUUCGACGACAAACGGAUGAGCUUUACACGCUGGGCCCUAAUCUUAGUACACGGUCGGAACACCAUCAGUGCAGCAUCCAGCUGUUGUUGAGCGAGUACAGCAGAAACCCUAUUGCCGUGGAGGAAGCGGUUGAGCAGCCGGGGGCUUCCGGGGCGGCCUACGGAAUUGUGGGUGUAGUUCCCGGUGGUUUCGAGAGCUACUUUGACGAUAUGGUGAACCUCAACCCCGGCCCUGGAUUAGACGUCGACAACAUGGCUGGCGCCCCACCCCUGGAAGUGGCUGAGUGGACGGGAGAAGAGCCGGCAUUCGUCUCAUCAUCAUCAUCAGCAGCAGCAGCAGCGGGCAGUGCCGCCAUAGCCACUCCCGUGCCGCAGAUGGACGAUGAGGCGCUGAUAUCGCCCGUGGCCGCGACGCCCAGCAAGGCGGAGCCGUCGGCAUCGACGUCGUCGACCAAGGUGGAAUCGGACAACUGCUGCAAGAUCUGCGGCUACCGACCCAAGGGCGACCCGCGCUGGUUCGCGGGCAGCAUGGCCAAGCACAUGCGCACGAUCCACAGCGAGAACCCGCAAAUCUUCCGGUGCCCCUACCCAGGCUGCACGAGCCAGUACAGCAAGCGGGCGGACAACCUGCGGCAGCACCAGAUUGAGAAGGGACACUUUGUGGACGACGAGGGGAAGCAGGGGAGGCGGCCGCGGAAGCGCAAGAGACCCUCGGAGGGGGGCGGGGAGUCUUGA